Podospora pseudocomata is the source of this 1827-nucleotide messenger RNA. RefSeq lists its product as uncharacterized. Lineage: Eukaryota; Fungi; Ascomycota; Sordariomycetes; Sordariales; Podosporaceae. The record is from RefSeq and is a predicted model, not a curated record. The coding region runs from base 1 to 1827 and encodes 608 amino acids. The transcript has a single exon.
AUGUAUACAUAUGACACUCCCUAUGAAGCCGUGCAAGGGGCCGUCAGGCGAGGAUGCACUUGGUGUGGCGAACUCAACAGACUUAUAAAGAUGCUGGGAUACCCUCCUGGGGAAACCACUGUCACCGUCUUCGUGGGCCUCGAUGAUGUGGACAACCAUUCAUGGACCCCACGGCAGAGUCAACUGGAAGUUCGGGUCGUAAUCAAUGGUAAAGGAAUCACCAACUUGUAUCACAUCUACACUGUCGCAGACGAUCCAGCAGCCGUUCAUUUUUCGGCCCGUGAACAAAUUACAGACCUCUGUACCCCGGAGAGCUUCGCCUUAGCUCGGGAAUGCAUCGACAACUGCGUCAAGUUUCACGCUGACUGCCAAAGCCCCGAUCUAUUCACGCUGCUUCCAGACCGCGUCAUCGAUUGCUCAGAUCCGUCAAACCCCAGACUCAUUCUCACCCAUGGAACUCAGCCAGGCCUGUAUAUAACGCUGAGCUACGUCUGGGGCAUUGACCAGCCUCUCAAACUCACCACUUCCAACAUCGAAGAGAUUGUCGGCCAUGGGAUACCCAUCUCAAGCCUCCCACGAACCAUCCGCGAUGCCAUCUUCGUUACCCACUCUCUCAAGUACCGAUACCUCUGGGUUGAUGCUCUCUGCAUCAUCCAAGAUUCCGACGCCGACAAGUUGAAACAAAUCUGUCAAAUGAGCCGCAUCUACCGCGAGAGCUACCUCACCAUCAUAGCAGCCAGCGCAGCUACCUCAAGGGAAGGCUUCCUGAGGCAAACCCGGCUGCAGAGAAACCCAUCAGCACGUGUACCCUUCCACAACAACAACCCCCGAGACCCAACAGGAAGCAGAGUAGGCAUCGUCUCCCUUCUCAACACACACGAAGCAUACUCCCCUCAUGGGAAAUCAGGCCUCCCCGUCGAACCAAUCGACUCCCGCGCCUGGACGCUGCAAGAGCAGGUCCUCCCCUCCCGCACUCUGAUCUACGACAGCGAGACCCUCAAAUACAACUGCCAGACCGAAGCCGUCAGCAUAGGCCAGGCGCUCUGCGGACCAAGCAGAGUGCGCCUUCCCAGGAUCCUCGCUUGUUCAACAUCAGGCCAACGAUCCAAAGAGUUGUCACCCCAAGAGAAAUGGGAGGCGCGUGUUGCGUGGCUUGAAAUCGUCGCUUCUUUCACACUGCGAUGGCACUCUCACGAGGGGGACAAGCUGCCCGCUCUGGCAGGCGUCGCAGAGCAGUUCUCCCGCGUGACUGGGGAUUCCUACCUUGCAGGACUGUGGAAAAAGUCUUUGGUGCCUGACCUUCUUUGGAGGGCGGUCAGAGAGAAGGAACUCGAUCCCAAGUCUUCGAGGCCGGCAAGAUACCGUGCUCCGUCGUGGUCGUGGGCGAGCGUGAAUUGGGGGGUAUACUAUGACAAUGCUACGUUCAUGGUGAAUGCUUCAAAGUAUAAGCAGAUGGAGGUGGUGGACUGUUGGGUCAGCCUUGCAGCUGUGGAGGCGCCGUUCGGGGAAGUGACGGAUGGUUCGUUACGCAUUAAGGCGGCAGUUUUAAGAGAGCCUUUUGUGCGUGAAAAGGCCGGCAGAUGGGAGCUUAUGGUAUUGAAUGAAGACGGGAAGCACAGCCAGAUUGGGAACGUUCAUUUUGAUGAUAUUGGGCCGAGAACGAGUGGGAUUGUUUUUGUUUUCCUUCAGUGGGACGAGGACUGGAAUGGGGAGGGUCUAGUGCUUGAAGAGCUGUCUAACGGACGUUUCAGGAGGGUUGGCAUGGUAGAUGCUUACCAAGCGCGGUGGAUAUAUGACUUGGAGGCUGUGGUGAUUGAGAUUGUUUGA